Mercenaria mercenaria is the source of this 3018-nucleotide messenger RNA. Its product is annotated as dehydrogenase/reductase SDR family member 7-like. Gene Ontology annotation, molecular function: oxidoreductase activity. The coding region runs from base 289 to 1251 and encodes 320 amino acids. Lineage: Eukaryota; Metazoa; Mollusca; Bivalvia; Venerida; Veneridae. The transcript is spliced from 8 exons. The record is from RefSeq and is a predicted model, not a curated record.
CCCAAAUUAUUACGUAACAUUAUGUUCAUGUUCAUGUUGUCCUGUGAUUUUAAAGUAGUUCAGUUUUUAGUCAGCCCACAUAAACAUAGCGGCAGUUUAUUUUAUAUUGUGACAAAUCAAACUGCGGUGGCAGCAAAUGUGACUUGGCGGAAAGUAAAAAGCAGCUCUGCGAAUUAAGUCUGUCUGGUUUCUAUUCAGUUGAAUUUAAAGGUACAGUCUGAUAUUACCAUCAGGGGAGGUAACUAGAAUCACGGAUUGGGACUAGACUAGCAGUUGAAGGAAAGGACAAUGUUGAUGUUACUAGGUGUAGGGAUUAUAGUGGUCCUUGGGAUCAUUAUCUUCAAAUACUUGGACUGUGAUCUUACAUUGUUAUGGAAUCUUAAAUAUGGAAAACAGCCUAAUUGUCUAGCUGGAAAGGUAGUUUGGAUCACUGGCUGCUCCAGUGGUAUUGGUGAGGGUUUAGCGUAUGAGUUUGCGUCUGCUGGUUGUCGUCUGGUACUCUCUGCAAGGCGAGAAAAUUUGCUAAAAGAAGUGAAACAGAAAUGUAUAGAAAUUUCAACUUUGACAGCAGAUGACAUUCUUGUUCAGCCACUAGAUCUUCUUGACUUCAGUUCACAUCCAUCUGUUGCAGAAACUGUCAUCAAAUAUUUUAAAAAGGUUGAUAUUUUGGUCAACAAUGCUGGGCGAUCACAGAGGGGACUUAUUGUGGAGACAGCAUUAGAGGUUGAUCGCCAGGUUUUUGAGCUUGACCUUCUUGCACCAAUAUCUGUUACCAAGGCGAUUCUUCCAUACAUGAUCAAACAACGUCAAGGUCAUAUCAUGUGUACAAGUAGUGUUGCAGGAAAACUUGGUGCACCAGGGUCUGGCACAUAUUCUGCUGCAAAACAUGGCAUUCAGGGAUUUUUUGACACGCUUCGUAUUGAGUGUGCUCCAGACAAUAUAGGUGUGACAAUGGCAUGUCCAGGACCAGUAUUUUCUGAUGCACUUGUACAUGCUUUUACUUCAGAACCUGAUAAGAAACUGAAUGUGGAAAUGCAAAAAUCGUGGAAUAGAAUGACAGCUAGACGUUGUGCCUAUCUAAUGGUGGUAGCUGCAGCAAAUAAACUACAUGAAGCGUGGUUAACACCAAACCCAGAAUUAUUCUACUGUUAUCUUUUCCAGUAUACACCUUAUAUUGCUAAAAAAAUUGCAGUAAAACUUGGUCAGGGUAGAGCGAACAAAGUGAAAGCUGGAAUUGCUAAUUUACAUUGAUGCAGUCCCCAGCAUGUACAUAUGCGCUGUUAUAAUUAAUGUCUGUGAUUAUUUGUUCAUAAUUAUUGUGUUCUCAAACUAAUGUUUUAGAUUCAUAUAUUUACAUAUUUAAAACAGAGUUUUUAUAGAGAGUUGCAAUGUUUUACCAGUAGGCUAAAAGGUUGUCAUAAAUGGUACAUUCAGUCUGAAACGUAUUGUAAUUAGUAGUCAAAUAUGAAUUAGCAGUUGAUUGACAUAUUCUGUCACAGUUGACUAUUUGUACAUCGAUAAUAAUAAGUCAGGGUUCUUCAAACGCCAUGUCGGAUGGAGUUCAUUGUCUAUGACUAGACUUUGUGUUGAAGUUUUUGUUCACUUUUUAUUAUUCAGCAUGUCUUUGUUGUUAAUGAAUGGAUUUGCUUCAUAUAGUUCCACAUCAUCACCUACAUCAUAUGAUACAAGAUUCAUAACUUUGACACCAAUAUUAUGUAUUAUAUAAUAUGCAAUUACUAGUUAAACGUUUUGAUGCUGUUAUUACUAAAUGUGUUUGAUUGAAACAUACAAAUAUUUGUUCAUGUGUCAUCACUCACAUCUUGUAAGACAAGGUUGAUAAACCUUUGCGCUGUCUCCUCUGAGAAUCUUGUUAUAUUGGUUGUUGCACAACUUAAAAAUAGUCUGUGAUAUUUCAAUGCAAAAUGUUUAAUCAUGUAGUAAUUAUGUUAUUAUGCCCCCCUUCGAAGAAGGAGGGGUAUAUUGUUUUGCAGAUGUCGGUCGGUCGUUCUGUAUGUAGACCAAUCCGUUUCCGGAUGAUAACUCAAGAACGCUUGGUCCUGGGAUCAUGAAAGUUGAUAGGGAGGUUGGUCAUCACCAGUAGAUGACCCCUAUUGAUUUUGAGAUCAGUAUGUCAAAGGUCAAGGUCACAGUGACCUGGAACAGUAAAACGGUUUCCGGAUGAUAACUAAAGAAUGCUUGGGCAUAGGAUCUUGAAAGUUGAUAGGAAGGGAGGUUGGUCAUCACCAGUAGAUGACCCCUAUUGAUUUUGAGAUCAGUAGGUCAAAGGUCAAGGUCACAGUGAUCAGGAACAGUAAAACAGUUUCCGGAUGGUAACUCAAGAACGCUUGGGCCUAGGAUCAGGAAAAUUGAUAGGGAGGUUGCUCAUGAUGAGCAGAUGACCCCUAUUGAUUUUGAGAUCUUUAGGUCAAAGUUCAAGGUCACAUUGGCCAGGAACAGUUGAACGGUUUCUGGACAAUAACUCAAGAACGUUUGGGCCAAGGUUCAAGAAAGUUGAUAGAGAGGUUAAUCAUGACCAGCAGAUGACCCCUAUUGAUUUUGAGGUCAGUAGGUCAAAGGUCAAGAGUACAGUGACCCUGAAUAGUUAAACCAUUUCCAGACGAUUACUUGAGAAUGCUUGGGCCUAGGAUCACAAAACUUGAUAGGGAGAUUGGUCAUGACCUAUAGAUGACUCCUUUAGAUUUUGAGGUCAGAAGGCCAAAGGGCAAGGUCACAUUGGCCCGGAACAGUUAAACCCUUUCCGGACAAUAACUUGAGAACGCUUGGGCCUAGGAUCACGAAACUUAAUAGGGAGGUUGAUCAUGACCAGCAGACGACCCCUGUUGAUUUUUAGGUCAAUAGGUCAAAGGUCACAUUGAACCAGAACAGUAGAACUUUUGUUUACAGUGAACAAAUAAUAUUUGUUUCUUGUGCAAUUACUGAAUGCAUCAAGGGGGGCAUUUCAUGUUCUACGAGCUCGUUAUACAAAUCUUUAAUUUAUAGCCAAUAAAGUUUAUAGAU